Messenger RNA from Cavenderia fasciculata, 210 nucleotides. RefSeq lists its product as uncharacterized. NCBI's taxonomy places the organism in Eukaryota, Evosea, Eumycetozoa, Acytosteliales, Cavenderiaceae. The record is from RefSeq and is a predicted model, not a curated record. The transcript is spliced from 3 exons. The coding region runs from base 1 to 210 and encodes 69 amino acids.
AUGUCAAGAAAUUCAUUAGAUAAUUCAAACUAUCAACGAGGAGCUCGUUCAAAGUCAUCUCAAUAUAUCAUAAAGAAUGGAGACAUCAUAGUUGGUUCAUCAUCAUCAUUCAUUGUUUCACAAGUUCAGUCUGCUGAACUUACAAGUAAUGGUUUUGAAAUGGAUGAAGUCACCUCCAACCAGCGAUCGAUACAUACAUAUUAUUAUUGA